Gymnodraco acuticeps is the source of this 498-nucleotide messenger RNA. It is a transcript of the gene meig1, whose product is annotated as meiosis/spermiogenesis associated 1. NCBI's taxonomy places the organism in Eukaryota, Metazoa, Chordata, Actinopteri, Perciformes, Bathydraconidae. The record is from RefSeq and is a predicted model, not a curated record. The transcript is spliced from 3 exons. Gene Ontology annotation, cellular component: nucleus. Bases 104 to 379 code for a protein of 91 amino acids.
GAAACCUCACGGUAACCAGGCAACCAAAGAAAAGCUAAUAAAUAUCACCGCAUGCUAACUGACGUCCGAGAGAAACUAGUUUUCCAAACAAAUCAUCACCACCAUGUCCUUUACUACUGAUAACAACUCUACACCAAAGUCCAUGAGCCGAGCCAAAGGAUGGACCGCAGAGAUAGAAAACCUUUUCAGAUUCCAGCAGGCCGGCUACAGAGAUGAACUGGAGUACAUACAAGUCAAACAAGGGUCCUUGGUUGACAAAUGGCCAGAGUCCGGCUUCGUGAAGAAGCUCCAACGUCGAGACAACACAUUUUAUUACUACAGCAGGAAAAGGGAAUGUGAGGAACGUGACAUCAACAAAGUCAAAGUGUAUGCAUAUUAAAAGGUGUUCUGGCCUCCAUCAAUAUAAUAAUACAGCCUGUUGACACACACUAUAUCUCAGAUUCACCCCUGCCGAAGAAGAUGACCUCUGUUUUCAAAUAAAGGAUUUUUUAAACAGCU